AUGCAAAUCCAUAAAGAUGGAGAUCAACUUAAAACAGAAAAAUCAAAUACCACUGUGAUAAUGGAAUUUGUUCUUCUGGGGUUUUCUGAUAUGCCCAAACUCCAAUGGAUUCUUUUUGUGAUGUUUUUACUGAUAUAUUUGACUAUCCUGAUGUGCAAUAGCAUCAUAAUACUAAUAACAAGAAUUGACCCUGCUCUCCAGAACCCCAUGUAUUUUUUUCUUGGCAAUUUUUCAUUUCUGGAAAUCUGUUACGUUACAGUUACUAUCCCAAGAAUGCUCAUGGAUCUUUGGACUCGGAAAGGAAAUAUUUCCUUGUUGUCCUGUGCUACGCAAAUGUGUUUUGUUCUCAUGCUUGGAGGCACAGAGUGCCUCCUCCUGGCAGCGAUGGCAUAUGACCGCUAUGUGGCCAUUUGUAACCCGCUGCACUAUUCUCUGGUAAUGAAUAACAAGGUCUGCAUUCAGCUGGUAGCUCCCUCCUGGACCAGCGGAAUUCCCGCAGUAAUUGGGCAAACAUGCCAGAUUUUCUUUUUGCCCUUUUGUGGGUCUAACGCAAUUAAUCACUUCUUUUGCGACAUCCCCCCAGUACUCAAGCUUGCUUGUGGAGACACAUUUGCGAAUGAGAUAACAGUCUACGUAGUCACAGUAGUGUUUAUCGUGGUUCCAUUUCUGUUGAUUGUUGUCUCCUACAGCAAAAUUGUCUCCAACAUUCUGAAAUUGUCAUCAGCCAAAGGAAGGGCUAAAGCCUUCUCUACCUGCUCUUCUCACCUGAUAGUUGUAGUCUUAUUCUAUGGAACAGCUACUAUCACUUAUUUACAACCCAAACCAAAUCAAUUUGAAAGAAUGGGGAAACUGAUUUCUCUUUUCUAUACCAUUUUAAUCCCAAUGUUGAAUCCCAUUAUAUAUACUCUGAGGAACAAAGAUAUCAUGGUGGCACUGAGAAAACUACUAGGUAAGUUAUUGACAUGA
This is a messenger RNA of Lemur catta (Ring-tailed lemur), 966 nucleotides long. RefSeq names its product olfactory receptor 10AG1. The record is from RefSeq and is a predicted model, not a curated record. Lineage: Eukaryota; Metazoa; Chordata; Mammalia; Primates; Lemuridae. Gene Ontology annotation, biological process: G protein-coupled receptor signaling pathway. The transcript has 2 exons. The coding region runs from base 1 to 966 and encodes 321 amino acids. Gene Ontology annotation, cellular component: membrane. Gene Ontology annotation, molecular function: olfactory receptor activity; G protein-coupled receptor activity.